Molecule: messenger RNA, 2082 nt
Organism: Echinops telfairi (small Madagascar hedgehog)
Lineage: Eukaryota; Metazoa; Chordata; Mammalia; Afrosoricida; Tenrecidae
Product: zinc finger protein 883
Biological process (GO): regulation of transcription by RNA polymerase II
Molecular function (GO): RNA polymerase II cis-regulatory region sequence-specific DNA binding; DNA-binding transcription factor activity
Source: RefSeq, a predicted model, not a curated record
AGUGUGCUGCAGAGAGAGCCAGCCCAGUCCAGGCAGCGAGGGAGCGAGAGCAUAAAUCACAAAGAAAGGAUUUCAAUUGCUCUGCCUAGAAGGUGGACCCAGCGUUCCUCACUUGCCUCCAGGCUACCCAGGACUUCCACUCCCAUCCCUCCUCUGGAAGUGGCCCCUUGGGCUCUUGGCAGUAUUCUCUACCUCCAGAAUCAGCAGCACGGAAAUGGAUUCCGUGGUUCCUGAGGACGUGGCCGUGGUCUUCAGCCGGGAGGAGUGGGCUCUGCUGGAUCUUGCCCAGAAGAAACUGUACAGGGAUGUGAUGAUGGAGACCUUGAAAAACCUGACUUCAGUAGUCUCUGGAAAUCACGGCGAGGGGGGAAAGUUGUCCAGUGAACAUAUAACAGUGAAAUUCUUGGAGAACCCAAACUGUUCCUCUGUGUCAGGCCAACUCUCUGUGUCACGCAGCAGGAAAGGUCCGCAUGAAAACCAGGGGAGACGUUUGAGAACUCAGACAGUGAAGAGCCUCUGUGAAAGUAAUAAAGUCGAUCAUUGUGGGAAAGUCUUCAGCCAGAUUACGAACUUUACCGAGCCACAAAGAAAUCCUCUGAAAGGAACUUUUUCUGAAUGUUGUAAGUCUGGGAAAACCUUCGGCGAUCACUCAUCACGUAGGUACACUACCAGAUCUCAUAGUGGAUGCAAAACCUGCCGGUGUCAAGAAUGUGGAGAAGCCAGUAAUUGCCCCUCUCACCUACCCACUCCCAUAAGAACACUUAAUGAGAAAAAAAACCACAAAUGUAAAGUAUGUGGGAAGGACUUUCUUUGUAUCUCAGCUCUUAACAAUUCUGUGACAACUCUCAGUGGUGAGAAGCACUACGAAUGUAAUGAAUGUGGGAAGGAUUUCUGUAUUUUCUCAUCCUUUGGGAAACACAUGAGAGGUCAUAGGCGUGAGGGCAAAGAAUGUCGUAACACCUAUAAUCGUCCUUCAUCCCUCAUUUUACAUAAAAAAUCCCGAAAGAGAGAGAAAGCAUAUGUAUGUAAGGAGUGCGGGAGAGGCUUUGGUGAUGCGUCCUCCCUCACUACACACACACGGAUCCACAGUGGAGAAAGGCCUUAUGAAUGUAAGGAAUGCGGGAAAGCCUUCAGUCGGUCCUUCUCUCUCACCACACAUAUGCGAACUCACAGUGGAGAGAAGCCUUAUGAAUGUAAGGACUGCGGGAAAACCUUUAGUCAAACCUCAGCCCUCACGACACAUACCAGAACUCACACUGGAGAGAAACCAUAUAAAUGUAAGGAAUGUGGGAAAGCUUUCCGGUGCUCCUCGUUCCUAACAAAUCACGUAAGAAUUCACAGUGGAGAAAUGCCUUUUGAGUGUAAAGAAUGUGGAAAAGUCUUUAGGCAGGCGUCAGACCUCACGACACACAGAAGAAUCCACAGUGGGGAGAAGCCUUACGAAUGUAAGGAAUGUGGGAAAGCCUUUAGGUGUUCCUCACACCUUACUACACAUAUGCGAACUCACAGUGGGGAGAGGCCUUAUGACUGUAAAGAAUGUGGGAAAGCCUUUACUGAUUUUUCGGCCCUCAAUAAGCAUGUACGAACUCACAGUGGGGAGAUGCCUUAUGAAUGUAAGGAAUGUGGUAGAGUCUUCAGGCAUGCCUCCAAUCUCAGUACACAUAGAAGAAUCCACACUGGGGAGAGGCCUUAUAAAUGUAAAGUUUGUGGGAAAGCCUUUGGUCGUUCCGCACAUCUUAUUGCGCAUAUGCGAACUCAUAGUGGUGAGAGACCUUAUGAGUGUAAGGAAUGCGGGAAAACCUUCAGUCGUUCCUAUUGCCUCUCCGAACACGUAAGAACUCACAGUGGAGAGAGGCCUUUCGAGUGUAAGGAAUGUGGGAAAGCCUUUAGAUGUUCUUCAGACCUGACCAAACAUAUAAGAACCCACAGUGGAGAGAAGCCCUAUGAAUGUCAAGAAUGUGGGAAAGUCUUCAGGCAAGCCUCAAGCCUCAACACCCAUAAGAGUACACAGUGGAGAGAAACCCUAUGAAUGUGAUCAAUGUGGGAAAACCUUUAGAUGUUCCUCACACCUCACGUCACAUC